CAUUUGCGCAAGCCCUAAGUUCUCUAUCUAGGUUUUUCCCGGGCAGCGCCCGAGUUCCAAGGAUUCCCCGGCGCUGCCACGGCAUGGAGCGCUCCAGGCAUUUGGAAAUCCUCCGCAAGGUGCAUUCUUCCUCUCCCCGCUAGGUCGCCGCCAUCGCCACAGCUCGCUGGAAUUGCCGUGAUCGUCCAGCUUCCGCGGCGAAAUCCACCGCGAAUCCACCGGAAGAAGGAAAUAUUCGAUCCUCGGACUCGGCUCGGCAAUUUCUUGGACUGGAUGCUGGAUUAUCACGGCCUCGCCACUCUUGCCACAUCCUCCGGGGCAAGGGACAAACGUAGAUGCAUGAGCGCGUGGAAGUGGAUGUUCCAGCGCUGCUGUUGACACUCGUGAUCGUCGCGCUGGUGAGCUUGGGUCUGAUCCACCAGGUGAGAAUCCGGGCAGCAAGGCAGAUCGAGCUCCAGCGGCUCCAGCAAAUUCUAGCGGCCGAGAACGAACAACACGAAAAGCUAGCCGAGCAGGAAUACACUUCCAUGUUGGCUACUCCGCGAAACUCUACCACCAUCUCGUCGCCGAAUCCACCACAGCAACAGCAACUAGCAGCCGCUAGCUUGUGUGCCGUCUGUGACAGCCCAACAAACAGUCGCUGCUCGCGUUGCAAAUCGAUUCACUACUGUUCUUCGAAGUGCCAAGUCACGCAUUGGAGGCAAGGUCACAAGAACGAAUGCCUUGUGGCGGGGGCGGAGAAACCCACGCCCAAGCCCAAGUCCGAGCCCAUCUCUUUGGCAGUUCCAGGAACCAAGAAGCUUAAGAACACCGAAGCUUCUCCUCGAGCUCAUGUUAUCAGUCCUAAGCCAGCACCAGCAGAAGUGGAGGUGAAGAAGUUGUGUUUGCAAACUUCCGAAUCUAAGUCGGACGAAUCCAACGUAACUUCUGAUGGGAGUCUUGUAAAGCCCAAAAAGAUACUAUUUCCGUAUGGUCGCUUCGUUCAUUACUUCAACUGGGAUUUUCGAAGGCCACCUUGCGGACUGAUAAACUGUGGAAACAGCUGCUUUGCGAACGUUAUACUUCAGUGUCUUUCUUACACAAGACCUUUAGCUGCAUAUUUACUUGAGGGAAGCCACCGUGCUGAAUGCCGUCGAAAUGAUUGGUGUUUUAUGUGUGAGCUUCAAGACCAUGCUUUGAGGGUCUUCAAUAGCGAGGUUCCUUUCUCGCCUUUUCGAAUUUUGUCACGCCUGCGGGACAUUGGUAAUCAUCUUGGCUAUGGACGUCAGGAGGAUGCGCAUGAAUUUAUGCGGUUCGCCGUGGAUUCGAUGCAGUCUAUAUGUCUCGAUCAGUUUGGCGGUGAAAAGCAAGUAGAUUCCCGUAGUCAAGAAACGACGUUGAUUCAGUACAUAUUUGGUGGCCAUCUUCAAUCACAGGUGAAAUGCAUGCAAUGCGGCCAUGAGUCUAAUCGCUACGAGAACAUGAUGGAUCUUGCCGUGGAAAUACAAGGUGCAGUUGAAUCAUUAGAAGAUGGACUCGCUCAGUUUACAGCCCCUGAAUGGCUAGACGGCGAAAACAAGUACAAAUGCGAUAGAUGCAACGGUUAUGUGAAGGCGAGCAAGCGUCUAAGUGUUUAUGAAGCUCCGAACAUUCUUACGAUCGCCUUGAAACGCUUCCAGUCCGGAAAGUUUGGGAAGCUAAACAAACGGGUCACCUUUCCGGAAGCCUUGAACAUUUCACCGUACAUGAGCGGAGAAGGAGACAAACCUCCCCUCUACAGACUGUAUGCGGUUGUUGUACAUGUCGACAUGCUAAACGCUUCUUUCUUUGGCCAUUACAUUUGUUAUGUUCGGGACAUGACAGGAACUUGGUAUAAAGUCGACGAUAGCAAGGUGAAAGAGGUUGAUACAGAGAAGGUGAUGUCUCAGAAAGCUUACAUGCUGAUGUACAGCAGAUCUUCAGCAAGACCCGGUCCGGAAACAGCUGUUGGCUCUGUGGCUUCAACUAUAACUGAUGUAUCGGUUUCAAAUGGGAGAAAGUGCUCGUCGUCCUCCUGCAAGUACCAGCAGAGUUCGUCAAUUGGACAAGUCCAUGAUCAAGUCCAUCGGGUUAGUCCGAUAAUAGCUGGAACUUUGAUCGAUAACUCGCUGGUAGAAGAAUCGGUUGGGCCCUCGUAUUCAACUUUGCAGACCACUACAAUCGAGAAGGUUAUCGAGCUCGGGUUUGACGAUUCAGACAGCAUCACCGGGUCAUCCCAGGAGAUAGACAGAAUCUCGUCACCAAAUUCACAGGUGGAGAUGUCUCACGAGCUGGCAGAGUGCGAGGUCACUUCACCUUCAAGUUCGCAAAGAAGGAAGGCUGCCAAGCGGAGGUUAGAAACUUCCGACGCGCCUCGGACGAGAUCGUUGUCGUGUCCUCCGGCUGCGAAGUCUCCAGCGUCCCCUUCACAGUCUCAUCAGCUAGCAGAUGACCUUCCAAGGAGUUUUGGAUACUCUCUGGCUCAGCGGGACAAGGAACGCUUGACAGCCGCGGAUAAAGUCGAGUCGCCAUCCAAGAGGCAGCACUUGCUCCAAGAGCGCUCUUCUUCCAUGGAAGUUGACAACGAAGUGAGUAACGAAACCAGUAGUAAAGAGGGGGGAGCUGAGGAGGAGCCAGCGUCCCCGUCGAUGGAUGAGCUUGAUCAAAGCUUGUCUCUACCAGCGGGGGAACUUCAUACAAGCACAGCAUGCGUGCAGCAAGCUUUGUCGGGGGCAACCAAGGAUGGAAACCAGGACGUGAAGAAAGAGCCGCCGAGGAAAGCAGUGAACGGGGUUGUACUCAAGCCGGUAUUCGCGAAAGGAUUUCUGGACAGGUCCGUGAGGAGAGUUUUAAACACCACCAACAGGGAGGAGCUGUCUCCUAGAGGAUCAAGCCGCGAUCAGCAGCAGCAGCAGCAGCAGCGAGAGAUCAUCACAGGAAAAGGAGACGAGGUGUCGACGAUUGAGAGAUCGAUCAACAGUGGCAGCAGCAGCAGCAGCAGCAACAGUAGUUCCAGGAAGCUGGGACGAAACGAUAGCUGUUCUUGCGGAUCACAGCGGAAGUGGAAGAAGUGCUGUGGAAUGGUGAAAGAGAUCGAGAGUAGCCGGAGGCUGGUCGCGUAAGUAGCAAAAGAAAGAAAAUUCUUCCCCGAGUUGCAAAAUUUUUGGAAUGCUAAUGUUCAUUCUUAUAUUGUUU
Messenger RNA from Selaginella moellendorffii, 3192 nucleotides. Its product is annotated as ubiquitin carboxyl-terminal hydrolase 18-like. NCBI's taxonomy places the organism in Eukaryota, Viridiplantae, Streptophyta, Lycopodiopsida, Selaginellales, Selaginellaceae. Gene Ontology annotation, biological process: protein deubiquitination. The transcript is spliced from 11 exons. Gene Ontology annotation, molecular function: cysteine-type deubiquitinase activity; cysteine-type endopeptidase activity. The record is from RefSeq and is a predicted model, not a curated record. Gene Ontology annotation, cellular component: nucleus; cytosol. The coding region runs from base 336 to 3119 and encodes 927 amino acids.